CCUGAGGAGCUUUUUUCUUCUGGUGUCAGUAAUAGGCCUUUUACCAUGAACAAUUCUACUACAGAUACAGAUCAUGGGAUUGACAAGAAGAAAUUUAAAAAAGACAGAUGGCCAUGCUCCCCUUCACGUGUCCUUCAUAUUCGUCAAAUUCCAAAUGAUGUUACUGAAGCAGAAGUAAUUUCCUUAGGCCUGCCUUUUGGCAAAGUAACCAACCUCCUGCUGCUAAAAGGAAAAAGUCAGGCAUUUUUGGAAAUGGCUUCUGAAGAAGCUGCUGUUGCUAUGGUGAACUACUACAGCGCUGCUACACCUCUUCUCCACAGUCAGCCUGUUUAUAUCCAGUAUUCCAAUCACAGAGAACUUAAGACUGACAAUCUACCUAAUCAGGCUAGAGCCCAAGCUGCACUGCAAGCUGUGAAUGGUUUGCAGUCUGGAAGCCUGGCUAUUACAAAUGCUUUUGCUGCUGAACAUGGGUUCCUUCCAGGUCAAGGUUCUGUCCUUCGAAUCAUUGUUGAAAAUCUUUUCUACCCUGUCACUUUAGAAGGGUUGUAUCAGAUUUUCUCUAAAUUUGGAUCUGUCAUGAAGAUUGUCACCUUCACUAAGAACAAUCAAUUCCAAGCUUUACUACAGUAUGCUGAUUCAAUGAAUGCAUAUCAUGCCAAAAUGGCUCUCGAUGGCCAAAGUAUCUACACUGCAUGCUGCACUCUGCGUAUUGAUUUCUCCAAGUUAUCUAGCCUUAAUGUAAAGUACAACAACGACAAAAGCAGAGAUUUCACUCGCCUUGACCUUCCUUUUGGUGAUAGCCAACCACCCAUGGAGCCAUCCACAGCUGCUGCCUUUGGCACCCAAAAUGUCAUCUUCCCAUCAUAUGUAGGAGCUGCUGGGUUUGCCCCAGCCAUGGAUUUUGCUCAAGGUGCUGAUAAUGAUGCUAUUAAUACCAUUACAGGUCUUUCAGUUCCAUCAGUUCCUGGAGCAGUUGGUUCUCUUGCAAUCACCACAUCUUCAGCAUUUGGACAGAUUACUAUGCCCGGUGCUACUGGUGGUCCAGGAAAUUCUGUUCUGCUGGUCAGCAACCUCAACUCUGAAGUCAUCACACCGCAUGGACUUUUCAUCCUGUUUGGUGUGUAUGGUGAUGUGCAUCGUGUGAAGAUCAUGUUUAAGAAAAAAGAAAAUGCUUUGGUUCAGAUGGCAGAUGCAAGCCAGGCUCAAUUAGCUAUCAGCCACUUGAAUGGACAGAGGCUUUAUGGAAAGGUCCUCCAUGCUACUCUUUCAAAAUACCAUACAGUUCAACUUCCUCGUGAAGGACAAGAGGACCAAGGUCUGACAAAGGACUAUAGCAAUAGCCCUUUACAUCGCUUUAAGAAGCCUGGCUCUAAGAACUUCCAAAAUAUCUUUCCUCCAUCUGCCACCCUGCAUCUCUCCAACAUCCCGCCUUCUGUUACUGUUGAUGAUCUGAAGAACCUUUUUGCAAGUACUGGAUCUACUGUGAAAGCCUUCCGAUUCUUCCAGAAAGAUUGCAAAAUGGCUCUUAUUCAGCUGGGCUCUGUGGAAGAAGCAGUUCACGCUCUCAUUGAGCUUCACAAUCAUGACCUUGGAGAAAACCAUCACCUCCGAAUUUCCUUCUCAAAAUCUUCAGUCUGA
Opisthocomus hoazin is the source of this 1638-nucleotide messenger RNA. The record is from RefSeq and is a predicted model, not a curated record. NCBI's taxonomy places the organism in Eukaryota, Metazoa, Chordata, Aves, Opisthocomiformes, Opisthocomidae.